UAGUCUAUCACUGUCAAUAUUCACACAACUGACAAUGACAACAAUUUAUCAAACUUUCAACAUAACCUAGAAUUUUGUAUUUUGUGAAUUUAUCAAAAAUUCGUAAAAUACUUGCGCAAAAUGUUAACAAGAUUUCGUCUGAGAAGAGAUUUUAGGAUUGUGUCUAGGUAUUUCUCAGAUAAAUCUGAUAGCGAUGAAAAUAUAUCACAAAUAAAUAAGAAAUCACAAGAUGUGAACAAGAAGAAAGAUGAAAAUACUGAAAAAAUUCAAGAGUUGCUGAAAUCAAUGAUGGCUCAACCUAAAAUAUCGGAGAGUGAGUACAGGGAGAAGUUUGCGACCGCCCCGGACAUACCAAGAAGGAGGAAACAAAGGCCAGAUGAGAUUGAAGUAAAAACAGAGAAAAUUGAGGAAGACAUUACCAAAGCAGCUAGUAAUGUCGCUCAGGCUAUAGGUGGAGAUGUGAAGCAGACGGAAGCAGAGUUGUUGUCCAAAGUGCUUGGCAAAAUCAACCAAUCUUCUACUACAUUAAGUGAUCUUCUAAUUGGGAUGAAAGUAGACCGUUCAAAGGAUGGUGAUGACCUCCGAAAAGAUGCGAAGAUGGACAGAGGUCAACAAGUAAAACGGCUUGUUAGCAAAACCCAAGAGGAGUUACAGAGGACUCGGUACUCACAGAGGAAGAAGGAACCUCUGAUGAGAGCUGAAAGGUCAUCAAAAAGCUUACCACAAGCAGCCACUGUCAACAUAUUCGGCGGUGAACCCCUUGGCAUCUUCAAGGCCAACGAAGGCAACCUUGGCACGAAACUAGACGUGUGGGAUGGUCUGAAGCAGCGAGAAUUGACUCUGGCCACAUCUCAACCGCCAGCCAAUUACUUCCAGAAAAUGAUCCUGUGGACCGAGCAGGGGAAAGUGUGGAAGUUCCCUAUCAAUAAUGAACAAGGUUUAGAAGAAGAACAGACCAUCCCAUUCACAGAGCACAUAUUCCUUGACUCCCAUCUUGAAGGCUGGUGCCCAAAGAAAGGGCCCAUAAGGCAUUUCAUGGAACUCGUGUGUGUGGGACUUUCGAAAAACCCUUUCUACACGGUGCAAGAGAAGAAGGAUCAUAUCAUGUGGUACAAAGAGUAUUUUGAGUCCAAGAAGGAUCUACUGACGGAAGUGGGGGCGUGGGACUCUGCAAAAACAAGUAGUGAGGCGUCUACGUAAAUUGAUAUGCAUUUUAUAAAUAUAGGUAUUAGUUAUU
Amyelois transitella is the source of this 1237-nucleotide messenger RNA. RefSeq names its product small ribosomal subunit protein mS31 (gene mRpS31). NCBI's taxonomy places the organism in Eukaryota, Metazoa, Arthropoda, Insecta, Lepidoptera, Pyralidae. Gene Ontology annotation, cellular component: mitochondrial small ribosomal subunit. The transcript is spliced from 6 exons. Gene Ontology annotation, molecular function: structural constituent of ribosome. The coding region runs from base 121 to 1200 and encodes 359 amino acids. The record is from RefSeq and is a predicted model, not a curated record.